This is a messenger RNA of Heterostelium album PN500, 1638 nucleotides long. RefSeq lists its product as uncharacterized. The coding region runs from base 1 to 1638 and encodes 545 amino acids. Lineage: Eukaryota; Evosea; Eumycetozoa; Acytosteliales; Acytosteliaceae. The record is from RefSeq and is a predicted model, not a curated record. The transcript has 3 exons.
AUGAGUCUAUUGAUAUCACAAUUAGGACAGAAAACUGAUAACAUUGAUAUCAUUUGUUUCAGUUUAGUUUGUAAGAGAUGGUACAACGAUAGAGAUAAAUAUUUAUUAUUCAACACUGAUCGUAUCGAUCUAUUAUCACUUAACAACAUUGAUAUAAAUCAAAAUCAUAAUCAUUUCAAAUUACCAUCAUAUAAUAAUAUCUUGUUGAAAUCAAUUCAAUCAAAGACAAAAUGUAAACUCUUUAUUGGUAAAAUAAAAUAUAAUACAUUCGAUUAUCAUUAUGAUGAUGUUAGAAAUCUCAAAAGUAUUCCCAACAAUGUUUCAGAUAUCUAUUUUACAACCAACGAAUAUACAGAGGAUGAUAUGGAGUAUCUCUAUAGAUUAAUAUCGGAAUCACAAUCAGUAACAAAGUUGAAUAGAUGUAAGACAUUGAAAUAUGGAUUACCAAAGUCAAUCAAAUCUCUCAAGUAUGAAUAUGGUGUAGAUGAACCACUUGUUAAAGGAUUACUUCCCAAUUCAUUAGAGGUUUUAGUUUUAGAAGAUCGAAAUUUCAAACAAGAGAUUCCACCAGGUGUACUUCCAGAUUCUUUGCGCAAACUUUAUCUACCCAACUAUCAAUAUAAAAUUCAGCCAGGUGUACUUCCAAAUGGUUUGCAGAAAUUUUCUAUGGAUGGUUAUCGACAUGAAAUUCAACCAGGUCUAUUGCCAUCAUCUCUCAAAAGUUUAGGUCUGACCAGUUACACCUCCGAACUCAGGGAAUAUUUGAGAUAUUCCUUCAAUCCCACCACAUUUGGAGAUAGUAGAGAACCGAAAUCAUAUUUACCAAUUUCAUGGUUACAUGCAAUAUCAUCACUUUCCAAUCUUCGAUCACUUUACAUUUUUAUUCCCCUGAGCAGUCGACAUGAUACCACAAUAUUCAAUCUCAACUAUCUCCCACCAACUUUAGAAAAACUAGAUAUUACACUACAAGGAAAAGAGAGUAUAUUGAAAGGAACAAUGCCAACAUCAUUGAAAAGAAUCCUUCUUGUAGAUUGUCAAUUUAAGUUCGAUGAAAUAUUCCCAGAAACGCUGCAAUAUCACUUGGAAAUAUUCUAUUUUAUAAAUGACAGUUUUAUUCCAAUUCCGCCGAAUAUUAAGAUCGAUAGUUUAUCAGUAUGUGGAGAGACCAUCAAAUCAACGAUAUCUCUACCAUCUGGAGUUAGAUCAAUCAACUUAUAUAUGAAAUCCUCUGGUUCAGAUGAGAACAAUAUAGAUUUUUGUGGAGAUGGUGUUGCCGAUCAAAGAUGUUCAUUAAGAGAACUUCGUCUUCCAACAUUCGUGGAUGGACCUCCCAAAGUUAAACUACCAAAAACCAUCGAAUAUCUGGAUAUUGGUAACAAUAAUCUCAAUGAUAUAUUGCAUUUGAUACCAUCAACACUCAAUACUCUCGUCUUUGAAAACCAAUCUAAUAACAAUUUCAGCAUUCCAAACACUAUCAAAUCAAUCAACAAUAUCAUCUAUAGAUUUAAAUCAUACGAAACACUAUCAAUUAGAAAGUUGGACAAUAAUUAUUAUUUAUUAUAUUCCGAAAAUGAAGGUAGAUUAAGAUCUCAAAUAUUUCAUCAAUCUAAACUUGAACAAAUGUUAAAAUUCAGAUAA